AUGGCGUCGGUGGGUAAAGUAUUGGCCACAAUAAAAGCUGUCAUCACUCGUUUGGUGUUUGCGUGUCAUGGAAUAAUAGCAAUUUGGCAAGUCACCGUUUUUAAAAAUAACAAUGAAUAUUGGUACUUGGCGUCGCCGAUUCUCCUGUUGAUUUUCGAAGGCGUCUUCACGCUGACAGUCAAAAAGAAUCAAGAGUGGAAAUGGUUCUGUCCAUCGGUGUUUAUCUACCUCGGCCUGGUGGUUCCAGCAAUAUGGUUGCUGGAGUUGCACAAGGUCGAUCUUCGGUUGCAGAAGAAGGCAAACAUAACAUACAUCGAGACAGAGAUCCCGAUUCCUGGUGCCACCAAAAUCCCCACAGACAUGUGGGUGACGUUGAUAGAGCAGUUCCUUAUGCUGACACUCAUAGUGGGUCGGUGGCUUCUGCCCAAAGGAGAUCUUACGAGGGACCAGCUCAGCCAACUACUGCUGGUAUAUAUUGGUACAGCCGCGGAUAUAAUCGAAUUCUUCGAUUCAUUCAAAGAUGAGAAGGUGGCUACUGAAAAGGUCCUCGUCCUCCUCACCCUGGCCAUCUGGUCAUGGUCGCUUGUCCAGUUCACGGUCGUUUUGACAGCGACCAAAUCGAGGAAGUCUCGUGGCACAGCACAUAGGUCUGACAUGAACUCCAGCCGUGCGUGUUGUUGCUCCAUCGAAGUCUGCGCAAUAAUGAUGAACAUCGUCCUUCAAGACGCACCAUUUUUGGCAUUUCGACUACUCAUCAUCGCCCAUUAUAAGAUUAUCAACUAUAUGAAUAUAUUCUUCACUUGUAAAAAUACGUUGGUUAUACUGCUGCAAAUAUAUAGACUAUAUGUGCUGCAUUUGGAGAAGACUGAGGAUACUAACGGGGACUCGGUUUAUAGAAAGAGAAAGAAGCCCAAGACGAGUGAGAGGAAAGAGAGACACAGCUAG
Pieris rapae (cabbage white) is the source of this 945-nucleotide messenger RNA. Its product is annotated as transmembrane protein 26. The transcript has 7 exons. Bases 1 to 945 code for a protein of 314 amino acids. Lineage: Eukaryota; Metazoa; Arthropoda; Insecta; Lepidoptera; Pieridae. The record is from RefSeq and is a predicted model, not a curated record.